ACUUUCGCUCCUGUCCCUUGUUUCCGCACGGAGAGGAAAGCCCAAGCACCGUUUGCCGGAAACGUCCGUCACAUACUUCUUUCGCGUGUGCGGCUCACGAAUGGCUUCACGUAAAGAGUCCGGCUCAACGCUGUCUGCCGGGAUGUCUUCUUCAGGCGGUACCCUGGACUCUCCCGUCAAGCAGAUCCAGAUCGAGGGACUUGUGGUGCUGAAGAUCAUCAAGCACUACCAGGAGGAGGGCCAGGGCAGCGAGGUGGUUCAGGGCGUCCUGCUGGGCCUGGUGGUGGAGGACCGGCUGGAAAUCACGAACUGCUUCCCCUUCCCCCAGCACACCGAGGAUGAUGCAGACUUCGAUGAAGUCCAGUACCAGAUGGAGAUGAUGCGUUCUCUGCGUCACGUCAACAUUGACCAUCUGCAUGUGGGCUGGUACCAGUCCACCUACUAUGGCUCCUUUGUCAGCCGAGCUCUACUCGACUCCCAGUUCAGCUACCAGCAUGCCAUUGAGGAGUCAGUAGUACUCAUCUAUGACCCUAUAAAGACGGCCCAGGGCUCCCUCUCCCUCAAGGCCUACAGGCUUACCCCAAAACUCAUGGAGAUCUGCAAGGAGAAAGAUUUCACACCUGAAGGCUUGAAGAAGGCCAACAUUGGCUUCGAGCAUAUGUUUGAGGAGGUGCCCAUUGUGAUCAAGAACUCCCACCUCAUCAGCGUGCUGAUGUGGGAGCUGGAGGACAAGUCCACAGUCGCAGACAAGCACGAACUGCUCAACCUCUCCAGCAGCAACCACUUGGAGAAGAGCCUUCAGCUGCUGAUGGACAGGGUGGAUGACAUGAGCCAAGACAUCGUCAAAUAUAACACGUACAGCCGAAACCUGAGUAAGCAACAGCAGCAGAAGCACCAGUACCUCCAGAGACGGCAACAGGAGAACGCCCAGCGACAGAGCAGAGGGGAGCCCCCGCUGCCUGAGGAGGACAUCACCAAAAUGUUCAAGCCUCCCCAGCCUCCACCGCGCAUGGACACUCUGCUCAUUGCAGGGCAAAUUAACAACUACUGCCAGAAUGUGAAGGAAUUCACCUCACAGACGCUUGGGAAGCUGUUCAUGGCAGAGGCUCUUCAAGGCCACAACAACUAGAGGAAAGGAAGUUUGAAAAGGUAACGGAGAAGCAAAGCCCACACAAAACCGCCUGCCCAUGACUGGAGGAAUACUGCGUUGGAUUGUUUUCUAAGCUUUUAUUCAUUAUUUUGAUGCCUAAGAUCUUUCACAAAAAAAAUUGAUUAUCAUUAAAAUAAAAAGUCUUGCAUCUCUA
Messenger RNA from Myripristis murdjan (pinecone soldierfish), 1304 nucleotides. Its product is annotated as eukaryotic translation initiation factor 3 subunit H. Gene Ontology annotation, molecular function: translation initiation factor activity; protein binding; metallopeptidase activity. The record is from RefSeq and is a predicted model, not a curated record. NCBI's taxonomy places the organism in Eukaryota, Metazoa, Chordata, Actinopteri, Holocentriformes, Holocentridae. Gene Ontology annotation, cellular component: eukaryotic translation initiation factor 3 complex; cytoplasm. The coding region runs from base 101 to 1129 and encodes 342 amino acids. The transcript is spliced from 8 exons.